UUCAGUUAAAAAUUUAUUCUUCACAGCAUAGACCUUUUUACAAGUUGUGACCCACAUCACAAGAUUUUGUAGGUUCUACUGAACACAACCAGCUGGUCUGUUUGGUGCUACAGCCUGGUGGCGAGUUUGAGAACUAUUUUGUAUGUUGUUGUUUAUCCAAGAUGACGCUGUGUGCUGACGCUGCAGGAGUUGACAAUUUGUCCUUUCUCAAUGACGACCAGCUAUUAGAGCUUUUGGAGAACUCUGAUUUGGAAGAUUUUGAUAUUGAUGAAGAAGAUGUGCCACAACUGCAAUUAGCUGUAGCUAAUGAAAUGGAAGCAGACCCACAACGGUGUCCAUCACCACUGAACUCUGACAUUCCACUACAAGUCCGGAUGGAACAAGAAAAGCUCAGACAACGGUGGAGAAUAAAACCUUGGGAAACGCCAAUUGUGGCACCCAUCAUUGAACUUCCAGUGGAGGAACUUCUAGGCCCUAGUGAAUACUUUGGACGGUACCUUACUGAAGAGCUGUUUGAGUUAAUGGCUGUAGAGUCUAAUAAGUAUAGCUUGAUGACUGCAGGUAAAGAGCUAAACACUUCACUAUCUGAACUAAAAAAGUUUUUUGGGAUCCAGCUGAUCAUGGGUACUAUAAGAUACCCAAGACUUCGAAUGUACUGGGACCAAAAGUACAGACUGCCAGCUGUGGCUGAUGCCAUGUCGAGGAAUAGGUUUACAGAGCUAAGGCAAAACUUACAUUUGGUUGAUAACAAUACUGUAAACAAAAAAAACAAAACAAAACAAGUUCUGGAAAGUCCAACCCAUUAUAGAUGCUGUCAGAAACCGUUGUUUGGUAUUGCCUCGCCAAACAGGAGAUUACAGCAUCGACGAGCAGAUGAUUCCAUUUCUUGGUGCCUGCCCUAGUA
Molecule: messenger RNA, 904 nt
Organism: Homalodisca vitripennis (glassy-winged sharpshooter)
Lineage: Eukaryota; Metazoa; Arthropoda; Insecta; Hemiptera; Cicadellidae
Product: piggyBac transposable element-derived protein 2-like
Exons: 3
Coding region: 162-902 (246 amino acids)
Source: RefSeq, a predicted model, not a curated record